Molecule: messenger RNA, 4496 nt
Organism: Strigops habroptila (Kakapo)
Lineage: Eukaryota; Metazoa; Chordata; Aves; Psittaciformes; Psittacidae
Gene: NAA16
Product: N-alpha-acetyltransferase 16, NatA auxiliary subunit
Exons: 20
Coding region: 256-2856 (866 amino acids)
Biological process (GO): N-terminal peptidyl-methionine acetylation
Cellular component (GO): NatA complex; cytoplasm
Molecular function (GO): protein binding; protein-N-terminal amino-acid acetyltransferase activity
Source: RefSeq, a predicted model, not a curated record
GCAGAGGGGCCGCGCUCGCGCGCCGCGGCUUAGGGGAGCCGGCGGGGAGGGCGGUGCAGGCCAAUGAGUUGAAGAGUCGCCGCUCGGGCAGGAGCCGCGCCGCUGCCGCCCCGCCGAGUUCGGGCUUCGCCUGCCCUCGCUUCCCCGCUUCUCCCCUGCCCACCGACAGUCGCUUCUCCCAGGCCGCCCCCGCCAGCCUCCCUCCCUUCCUCCCUCUGUCCCUGCAGCCGUGCCUGCCCCGGAGCCGCCCGCACCAUGCCGUCCGUGCCGCUGCCGCCCAAGGAGAGCAACCUCUUCAAGCGGAUCUUGAAAUGUUAUGAACAAAAACAGUACAAAAAUGGACUCAAGUUCUGCAAGAUGAUCCUCUCUAACCCAAAAUUUGCUGAACAUGGAGAGACGCUGGCGAUGAAAGGACUGACCCUGAACUGCUUAGGGAAGAAGGAAGAAGCAUAUGAAUUUGUUCGUAAAGGACUUCGUAAUGAUGUAAAGAGUCAUGUCUGUUGGCAUGUCUAUGGUCUUCUGCAGCGUUCUGAUAAGAAAUACGAUGAAGCCAUCAAGUGUUACCGGAAUGCACUCAAGCUAGAUAAAGAUAAUCUACAGAUCUUGAGAGAUCUCUCUUUGUUGCAGAUUCAGAUGAGGGAUUUAGAAGGAUACAGAAAGGAGACAAGAUACCAGCUACUUCAGCUGCGCCCCACACAAAGGGCUUCCUGGAUUGGAUAUGCCAUUGCAUACCACUUACUAAAAGAUUAUGAUAUGGCCUUAAAACUACUUGAAGAGUUUAGGAAGACCCAACAGAUUCCUCCUAAUAAAAUAGAUUACGAAUAUAGUGAACUGAUUUUAUAUCAAAAUCAAGUGAUGAGAGAGGCAGAUCUAUUUCAGGAGUCUUUAGAACAUAUAGAGACAUAUGAAAAGCAAAUAUGUGAUAAAUUAAUAGUAGAAGAAAUCAAAGGAGAGAUGUUACUGAAGUUGGGAAGGCUGAAAGAAGCUGGUGAAGUGUACAAAGAGUUAAUUGAGCGCAAUGCAGAAAACUGGUAUUAUUAUGAAGGCUUGGAAAAGGCCCUGCAACCUAGCACUUUAGAAGAGAGGCUUCAGAUUUAUGAAGAAGUUAGUAAAAGACAUCCCAGAGCAGUUUCACCUAGAAGAUUACCUUUAAACUUUGUUUCAGGUGAAAAAUUUAGAGAACUAUUGGAUAAGUUCCUGAGGGUUAACUUCAGUAAAGGCUGCCCACCCUUGUUUACCACUUUGAAAUCUUUAUAUUACAAUCCAGAAAAGGUUUCUACAAUCCAAGAACUUGUUACUGGUUAUGAAACCUCUUUGAAAACUUGUGAUCUUUUUAGUACAUGUGAAAACGGAGAGAAAGAGCCCCCAACAACACUGCUUUGGGUUCGAUAUUUCCUGGCACAACACUUUGACAAACUUGGCCAGUGUUCUCUGGCCUUGGAUUACAUUAAUACUGCAAUUGCCAGCACUCCAACAUUAAUAGAACUCUUCUAUUUAAAGGCAAAAAUUUACAAGCAUGUAGGAAACCUCAAGGAAGCUGCCAAAUGGAUGGAUGAAGCCCAGUCUUUGGAUACUGCAGACAGAUUUAUCAAUUCUAAGUGUGCUAAAUACAUGCUGCGAGCAAAUAUGGUCAAGGAUGCAGAGGAGAUGUGCUCUAAAUUCACGAGGGAAGGAACUUCUGCUAUGGAAAACCUAAACGAGAUGCAGUGCAUGUGGUUCCAGACUGAAUGUGCUGCAGCUUAUCAAAGGCUAGGGAAGUAUGGUGAUGCCUUGAAAAAAUGCCACGAAGUGGAAAGGCAUUUUUUUGAGAUAACAGACGAUCAAUUUGACUUCCACACAUACUGCAUGAGAAAGAUGACUCUUCGUGCCUACGUAGACCUUCUGAGAUUAGAAGAUGUGCUCAGGAAACAUGCCUUCUACUUCAAAGCUGCUCGAUCAGCAAUUGAAAUCUACUUGAAGCUCCAUGAUAAUCCUCUUACCAAUGAAAGCAAAGAACAAGAAGUGAAUUCAGAAAAUCUCUCAGCCAAAGAAUUGAAGAAAAUGCUCAGUAAGCAAAGAAGAGCACAGAAGAAAGCAAAACUGGAAGAGGAAAGAAAACAUGCAGAAAGAGAGCGACAACAAAAGAAUCAAAAGAAAAAGCGAGAUGAAGAGGAGGAGGAAACUAGUGGACCCAGGGAAGAGCUAGUUCCUGAAAAACUGGAAAGGGUAGAAAAUCCAUUAGAAGAAGCCAUUAAGUUCCUUAUACCGCUUAAGAAUCUUAUUGGAGAUGAGAUAGAAACACAUUUAUUAGCAUUUGAAAUAUACUUUAGAAAAGGAAAGUUUCUGUUAAUGUUACAGUCUGUCAAAAGAGCUUUUGCUAUCGACAGUAAUAACCCAUGGCUACAUGAGUGCUUGAUUAAAUUCUCUAAAGCUGUAUCUGACCAUAGUAACCUCCCAGAAAUUGUGAGCAAGGUCCUAACUCAAGAAAUGCAGAAAAUCUUUGUUAAUAAAAACUUGGAAAGUUUUAAUGAAGAAUUUCUCAAACACAAUGCUACCUCCAUUCAGCACCAACUGUCAGGUGCAAAGAUGAUGUAUUUCCUGGACAAAUCAAGACAAGAAAAAGCAAUUGCUGUUGCUACUAGGUUGGAUAAAAACAUGAGAGACAAAAAUGUGAAGACAUUAACAAAGGUUUUUGAGGCACUGCUUGAUGGGAGUUUUGGAAGCUGCCACACUCAAUGUGAAGAAUAUCAAGCAGCAUGUCAUAAACUGUUUCCUUAUACGUCUGCCUUUAUGCCUGCCACAAAUGAGGACGAUAGCAGCAUUGCAUCUGUGAAUCAUACAGCCAUUAACCAUGACUUGCUGUCUAAUGAAAUUUGAAGUAAUGUGUGCGAGCCAGUGUGUGUGUGUAUACCUACAUGCACACAUGUAUACAGAACUCUGACUCUCAUUACAUGCUGGCUGGGUACAGAUCAGGGUUACUUUUCCAGGUUGUAUUUUAAAAACUUUAACAGGUAUAAAACAAAAUAUUUGGAUAGUUAAAUGAAAUGGAGUAUGCUAUUAGUUAUUUUUUUUUCUCCCAACAAAAACUGCCAAUAUUUAUGUAAACAUUAUCCUUAAUCAGCAUUUUUCAUGUUUAUACUUGUACAGUUUUAAGUCUUUUAAUAAUCCAUCAGCCUUCCCUCACAAAAAUAUGGAUGUUAAAGACUGCUUUCACAUAAGUGUUGUUACAUAUACAGACAAAUGUGAUCAUAUCUUGUUAAUAAAGUAUCAUUUGAGCGUUUUUAGCAGAUUAAGACUGAAGUGCUGCUUGAAUUGCCCUCUUUGUCUUUUACUGUUCUUUAGGGUUUUCUCUGUUGUGGUUUUUUUGCCCCCCUUUUUUUUUUUCCUUUUUCAUCUUUGGUCAGUUUGGUUUCUUUUGAAGCACGGUGAUAAUGAAAGCAUUGAGGGUUUGCAUGUUUUUGUCAGGUGUGUGUCUUAUAUGGAACCAGUGUUGAUGGAUAUGGAGAUUGUGUAAAAAAAAAAAAAAAAAAAAAAAAAAAAAAAAAAAAAACAAAAAAAAACCAAAACCAACCUGAACAACAAAAAACCCAAACUAUGGCUUUUUGAAAACUAUUCUGUCUACCUUGUGUUCCAUAAGUAUUGUUUUCUUAAGUUUAUGGUCAGUUUAAUAUUUUUGAGUCUCCUUAAGCAAUUCCCUGAGAAAACAUAAUUUGAUGCUGUUGUUUGUCCUUUGUUCCAUCUUCCCCUUGCUCCUCUUCCUUCUGGUUUCUCCCCAUCUGUUCACCUAUUGACACUUAAGUUGAAAAAGCUGCUCCAAUGUUGGGCAAACGCAGAAGGUACAGUAAUGGGGAAUACAGUUCUUCCCUACAUCAUAAAAUUCACUGGUAAGUUUACUGUAUUACCUCCAUUAAAAGUCUUAGUUGUCCAUUUACAGCCAAUACUCCAGUACUUCUCAUGCCUAAAUACUAUUGGUUUAGGUGCUGUGAAGCAAAUAGUACGUGAGGAGUAUGUUUUACAUUUAAAAACAGUUAAAGGGAGCACAAAGAGGCUGACUACAAAUCAUAACAAACCUUUUUCUUACUUUGUAUUCUGGUGCAUUAACUAUUAAAUAUACAACACAUCAAAAUGGAAGUCUGACUCUUAAUAUACCUAUUUAAAGCAUAGUAUUGCUGGACAAAACGGCUAUGUACGACAGCUUUACAUUCUAUAAAAACUGCUAUCAAACAUAACUAUACUGUGGCUUGUACAGAAAAUCGGUUUUCUGGAAACUGUAAUGGAAUCAUUCAAUCUUGGUUUGUUUUUAUUUCACUGCAAUGUAAAUAGUUUCAGUAAUAUUAACUAGCCCCUCAAAGGCAAAUAUAAGUUCAUGAAGAGGGGAUUUUAUUAAGACAAAUAAACUGUUCUAAUUAAAAUUCUCCUUUGUGUGUCAUCUGUUUAGAUUAAAAAUUGUUGAAUGGAAAAUUCACUGUAAAAUAUUGCCAACAUAUGUUAUGCUGUAAUAAAUUAUUUUGUACACA